GUUGCCAGGUCGAACGCAAGCCGAGACGCAGCCGUAGCUCAUGACGACCCGCGUUCGCCGAUCGUCGGCGGAGAUCGUGGCCGCGACCACGGAGCUCCGCCAUCGGAUGGAAGCGCGGAAGAAGACGGGGAAGAAGACGGGGAAGAAGGACGCAUCCAUGGAGGAAGCCAAGCGCGAGCUGGACAUGGACGAGCACAAGAAGUCAAUCCCCGAGCUCUGUGCAGACUUGCAGACGUCAGCGACAGAGGGCAUGGUGACGGCCACUGCUGACGAACGCCGCAAGAUCGAUGGGCUCAACAAGCUCACGCCACCACGGUCUACGCCCGAGAUCGUCAAGAUUUUCCGCGAGCUCACGGGCUUCUUCUCGCUCUUGCUAUGGGCGGGUGGCAUCCUCUGCAUCGUGUGCUAUGCCCUUGUCGGCGGCGAGCCCAACCUCUACCUUGGCAUUGUGCUCUUCUGCGUCGUGAUCAUUACCGGUCUUUUCUCGUACUCGCAGAACCGCAAAUCGUCCAACUUGAUGGAUUCGUUCAAGAACAUGAUGCCCACGAUCACGACGGUCAUCCGCGACGGCAAGUCGACCAAGUUGGAUGCAUCAUUACUUGUGAGCGGCGACGUCAUUGUCCUCAAGGGCGGCGACAAGGUACCAGCCGACAUUCGCAUUAUUGAAGGCUCGGACGAUUUGGCGGUUGACAACUCGUCGCUCACGGGCGAGCCCGAGCCGCUCAAGCGCAUCCCGGAUUGCACGCACGACAACCCGCUCGAGACCAAGAACAUGUGCUUUUUCGGUACCUUCAUUCCGCAAGGCUCCGGCAAGGGCAUUGUUGUGCGCACAGGUGAUCGCACUGUCAUGGGCCGCAUCGCCAAGCUCGCAACGGGCACAGCAAAGGAGCAGACGCCGAUCGCAAAGGAGAUCAACCACUUUGUGCACAUCAUCACAGCCGUCGCCGUGACAAUUGGCAUUGUCUUCCUCAUCAUCGGCUUCCUCAUUGGCCAAGAUGCGAUCACCAACAUCGUCUUCAUGAUCGGUAUCAUUGUCGCCAACGUACCAGAAGGUCUUCUUGCCACGCUGACGGUCUGCUUGUCGCUUGCUGCCGCUCGCAUGGCGCGCAAGAAUGUGCUCGUCAAGAAUCUCGAGGGCGUCGAGACGCUUGGUUCUACGAGCUGCAUUUGCUCCGACAAGACGGGCACGCUCACGCAAAACAUCAUGACGGUGGCCAGCGUCGUGUACGACAACCAGAUCUGGGAUGCAGAGUGCUCGCUGACGCCCGUCGGCAACUACAAGAUGGACAACGUCACGUUCCAGCGCCUCCAGCGCUGCGCCACUCUCUGCAACAACGCCGUCUUUGACGAAGAUUCGAAGUUUGAGCGGGUUGUCUCGGGCUCGGGCAGCGAUGUGACUGUGAGUCGCGGUCCACCCGUUGCCUUCUCGGACUUUACCGUGACCAAAGAAGGCCUGCGCGUGCCCCGCAUCCUUUGGGAGACGAUUGGUGAUGCGUCCGAGUCAGCCAUGAUCAAGUUUGUCCAAGACAAGCGCGACAUUAUCGACUACCGCAAUGAGAACGCCAAGAUCAAGGAGAUCCCGUUCAACUCGCGCAACAAGUACCAACUCUCUAUCCACAAGCAAGAGAACGACGAGUCCAAGCCAAUGCUUCUCGUGAUGAAGGGUGCCCCUGAGCGCAUCUCGGUGCGCUGCGCCAAGAUCAUGAUCAACGGCGAAGUCGUCGACAUGACGCCCGAGCGCCGCGCCGAAGUUGAGGCAUGCCAACUUUCCUUGUCCAAGAAGGGCAUGCGCGUGCUUGGGUUUGCCGAGAAGGAGCUGCCAUUGAGCGACUACCCCCACGGCUACGAGUUCAACACGGACAACUGCAACUUUUCGCUCGGUGAGACCGACGUCGAUUAUGAUGCUACGCCGACGCCCAACAAGCGCAUCGAAGAGCCGCUCUGCUUCAUUGGCCUCAUGGCUCUCAUUGACCCGCCGCGCACCGAAGUCCCGGGCGCCGUCGCCAAGUGCAAGAGCGCCGGCAUCAAGGUCAUCAUGGUCACGGGCGACCACCCGAUCACGGCCAAGGCGAUUGCGCACAAGGUGGGAAUUCUCUGGGGUCCAACAAAGGAAGAUCUUGAAGAAGAGAACGCCGAGAACGGUGUCGUCAAGGGGGACCCGGGCUGGAAGAACCCAGACCUUGCACCCGCGAUCGUCGUGCCUGGCUGGACGAUCAGCAUGGACACACCCGAGGAAGAGUGGGACCGCAUCUUGUCGCACCGUCAGUGUGUCUUUGCGCGCACGUCGCCGCAGCAGAAGCUCAUCAUCGUCGAAAACUGCCAACGUCGUGGCGAGAUCGUGGCCGUGACGGGCGAUGGCGUGAACGACUCGCCAGCGCUCAAGAAGGCCGACAUUGGUAUUGCGAUGGGCAUCAUGGGCUCGGAAGUCUCGAAAGAAGCGGCCGACAUGAUCCUCCUCGACGACAACUUUGCGUCCAUCGUGUACGGCGUCGAAGAAGGCCGCAAGGUCUUUGACAACCUCAAGAAGAGUAUCUGCUAUGCGCUGGCCGUCAACAUCCCGGAGCUCAUUCCGUUCCUGACGUACGUGCUCAUUGCCAUCCCGUGCCCGCUCACAACGAUCCUCAUGCUCCUCAUUUGCCUUGGCACGGACUUGAUCCCUGCGAUUGCGCUGGCGUACGAGGAGGCCGAGAACGACAUCAUGCUGCGGUCUCCACGCCGCCCCAACAUUGACCGUCUCGUGACCAAGAAGCUCAUUUGGGUCGCCUACGGUCACAUUGGCAUGGUCCAAGCCUUUGGGGGUCACGCCAUCUACUUCAUCGUACUCAACGACUAUGGCUACCCGGCCAACCAACUGCCGGGUCUUGGCCAGAUCGACAGCUUUGGGAAGCAAGUGCUGUGGUGCAAGACCAAGAAGGGCGAGUACUGUACGCCGGGUGGGUACUACAGAGACGGCAGUGACAAACAACAACCACUGGGCCUGAGCGCGGACCCCAUCUGUGGCCCCAUGUACGACGACACGAUUCCCACCGGUGGGAAGGCUGUCGAUGCUCGAGUUUUUUGGCGCCCGGCGCUGGAUGGCUCGAUUGAGGACUGCGUCUUCCCGUACGCUAACUUCAAAGGCAGCGACAGCUCCCCAAGCAGCUACAACUACAUCGAUCCCAAGACGUUUGGGACGUACACCAACGGCUUGCCCAUGAUCACGGUGCAGUCGAUGGAGGCCGCAUGGAAUGCCGGCUACCGCCCAUACUACCCGUAUGCUGCUCGCCGGUCGGCCUUCUUCAAGUCGCAGUUCUUCUCGUGGGACCCGACGAACGGUGAAGUCGACGGCUUUGGCGACAAGAUCGAGAAAGGCUUGAUCUUCGGCUUCCAGCCCAUUGGCGUGUGGAGCAUCACCAACGCCGAAACGGCGGGUGGCGAAGUGGCAACAUCGGCGCGCCCCCGUGCGGUCUUUAACGGCCCCAAGGUGACCCUCACCGACUCGUCGGCCAAAUUGACGCCGUCGACGCAAGUGACAUUGUCCGACUCCAACAUGUACAAAAACGCAGUCGCAGACUGGAUGAUCACGGAUGCGACGGGCCAACCGUACUGCGACGGCGAGCAAUGCCUCUUGGACUACCGAGCUGGUUUCACGCGCAAGACGGCCAACGGCGUGCAGGUCAACGUCAUGUCGCGUCGCCUCUGCAUGAUGGCUCUCCUCAAAGCGCAGACGGCGUACUUUGUGACAGUCGUCGUCAUGCAGUGGGCCAACGUGCUCAACUGCAAGACGCGGUUCCUCUCGAUCCGCUCGCAGGGCAUGCGCAACUCGGUGCUUCUCUUUGGCCUCGGCUUUGAGUUCCUCCUCUGCGCGUGCACGUGCUACUCGUCGUUUUUCCAAAUGAUCUUCACGACGACGGGCAUCCGCCUCACGCACUGGUUUGGUGGUAUGCCCGUCGCCAUGUUCCUCUUUACGUAUGACGAAAUGCGCAAGUACCUCCUCCGCUCGACGUCGACCGUCUAUGUCGACAAGCAAACGGGCAAGUCGAACCGGAUUCCCGGCUGGGUCGAGCGCAACUCGUACUAUUAGACGACGACGCGCUGCGUAUCGGUUUACAUUUCUCCAAAUACAAUACACACUGCUGAAUGUUAC
Messenger RNA from Saprolegnia diclina VS20, 4126 nucleotides. Its product is annotated as sodium/potassium-transporting ATPase subunit alpha. NCBI's taxonomy places the organism in Eukaryota, Oomycota, Saprolegniomycetes, Saprolegniales, Saprolegniaceae. Gene Ontology annotation, molecular function: ATP hydrolysis activity; ATP binding; P-type sodium:potassium-exchanging transporter activity. Bases 41 to 4063 code for a protein of 1340 amino acids. The record is from RefSeq and is a predicted model, not a curated record. Gene Ontology annotation, biological process: potassium ion import across plasma membrane; intracellular potassium ion homeostasis; intracellular sodium ion homeostasis. Gene Ontology annotation, cellular component: membrane. The transcript has 2 exons.